UGGAAAAAGUCAAUCAAAUUAAUGGGAGACAAAGUGUAUUGUCUUGAUUCAUCAUCUCCAGAACAUAUGCGCAGUUCCCUCCCGGUAUUUUGGGAUGACACGGGCGUUCCAGCCUUUGCAGAGAUCCAGCACGACCGAGCGACGCCACCAGCGACACGACAGGCGCAGAAAUCAUGGACGCUCCGCGCCACACCGCCCCUCUCUGAGCUCUUCGCUGUUCUCACGCCCGUGGUGCUGAAAUCAGCCUCGACCCGACAGCAAUGUAACGGCAAUGAGACAAAGACACCGGCAGCCCGACGAACAGACCGAUAAUGGACGAUGAUUUGUUUCAGUUAAGACAGCUCCCAGUGGUGAAAUUCCGGCGUACAGGUGAAAGCACUCGCUCAGAGGAUGAAUGUGGCGGCAGGGAAGAGGCUUUGCAGGUGGAGGGAGGACGGACGGAUAUGGAGUCUGUUUCCCUGGCCGAUGGUGCUCCGGUUCCUCGGGAAUUUGCCAACCCCACUGAUGACACCUUCAUGGUUGAGGAUGCAGUGGAAGCCAUUGGCUUUGGGACAUUCCAGUGGAAACUGUCCAUCCUUACUGGACUUUCAUGGAUGGCCGACGCCAUGGAGAUGAUGAUCCUCAGUAUAUUGGCCCCUCAACUGCACUGUGAGUGGGCACUGCCCAGCUGGGAGGUGGCACUGCUAACUUCGGUAGUGUUCAUUGGAAUGAUGAUCAGUUCUUCAUUAUGGGGUAACAUAUCUGAUAAAUAUGGGAGAAAAACAGGUUUGAAGAUGAGUGCAUUAUGGACCCUGUUUUAUGGCCUCCUCAGUGCGUUUGCACCUGUAUAUGGAUGGAUCCUAUUCCUCAGAGCUCUGGUGGGCUUCGGCAUUGGAGGGGCUCCACAAUCACUAAGCAUAAUGUCAAAUGCACAUCAACAGUGGCUGCCGGAGAGCGCUCGUUAUGACGUCCUGACAGGAAAUCAGGAGAAGGCUUUAAACACACUCAAACGCAUUGCUACAGAGAAUAAUGUCCCCAUGCCGCUGGGAAAACUCAUAGCAGCCAGACAGGAGGACAGGGGGAAAAUUCAAGAUCUUUUCUCUCCACACUUCCGUUUGACUACUAUUCUGCUCUGGUUCAUAUGGUUCUCUAAUGCAUUCUCAUAUUAUGGUGUGGUUUUGCUGACCACUGCGCUUUUCCAGGAGGGAGGCGCCUGUGGUCAGGCGAAGGGCAGUAAAAUGGAGCCAGGUUGCAGCUUGGAGUGCAAAUAUCUGAAUUCAGAUGAUUACAAAGACCUUCUAUGGACCACACUUUCUGAGUUUCCUGGCCUGCUGGUGACCCUGUGGGCGAUUGAUCGAUUAGGGAGGAGGAAGACUAUGGCACUGUGUUUCUUUGUCUUCUCUCUCUGCAUUGUACCACUCUACGCCUGUGUGGGAAGGACUUCUUUGACAGUAUUUAUAUUCAUUGCGAGGGCUUUCAUCGCUGGAGGUUUCCAGGCUGCAUAUGUGUACACUCCUGAGGUUUAUCCCACAGCAACGAGGGCACUGGGUUUGGGCACCAGCAGUGGGAUGGCUCGGGUUGGAGCUCUCAUCACACCAUUUGUGGCACAGGUGAUGCUGGAAUCUUCUGUGUACCUGACUCUGUCAGUGUACUGUUGCUGCUGUUUGCUGGCUGCUAUUGCUUCCUGUGCCCUGCCCAUAGAGACCACAGGACGAGGCCUCCAGGAGUCCAGUCACAGAGAGUGGGGUCAGGAGAUGAUGAGACGGGCCUCAGACCACAGCCCUGGAGGGAUUCCACAUUCCAGCUCUGGUUCACAGGACUAAGGAACACCACAUGUAGGUUUGGAAAGACAUAGUAGAAGAAAUUGUUCUUAGUUUGAAGUGGGGAAUCUUUUCUGUAAAAACGCAAUGUGUGUCCACAAAGGAAUAGCAGAUUUGUUGAUUUUAAGAACUGCUUGGUUUUGAUUUAAAUCAGUCCAUCAAUGACACAUUCCUCCACCAAAGGUUGCAAGGUUUCUUUUUAUGAACCUCUGGACCAGACAAUUAGAGUGGAAUAGAUUCACAUCACAUAAUACUCCCCUUUUGCCCUAUUCCCCAAGGAACUACAACAGGAAAUGGGUUGAAAAUGGAUCUAAAGCAUGACAAAUUGCAUUAUGCAGUUUAGCACAUGAAAUCACUCUCACAUGUCCAAAGGGUCUGAGGAGCAUUUGAACAACGAAAGAUUUGAACCUCAAGUCUUGAAGUUGAAAGAUAGCACAAGAGAAUGUGUGUUUGCAACAGGAUUAGUAUGACAGCGAGUAGAAAGAGAAUUUGUUUUAUUAUUUUAUUUUUAAAGAGGGCCUUACACUUUACU
Molecule: messenger RNA, 2331 nt
Organism: Sinocyclocheilus rhinocerous
Lineage: Eukaryota; Metazoa; Chordata; Actinopteri; Cypriniformes; Cyprinidae
Product: synaptic vesicle 2-related protein-like
Exons: 14
Coding region: 312-1802 (496 amino acids)
Biological process (GO): transmembrane transport
Cellular component (GO): membrane
Molecular function (GO): transmembrane transporter activity
Source: RefSeq, a predicted model, not a curated record